AGAAACUCCUCAUAAAUAGCCACCAAAUGCAGAAAGAAAAAUAACCUCAAAAAUAACACUAUAACUCUUCACAAGAGCAAAGAAUUCUUCAAAUGGCAGAGGAAGUAAAGUUGUUAGGAGUUUGGGCAAGCCCUUUCAGUUGCAGAGUUGAGACAGCUCUGAAACUAAAGGGCAUCAAAUAUGAAUUCAUUGAAGAAGAUCUAGCUAACAAGAGCCCUCUACUUCUCGAGUCCAACCCUGUCCACAAGAAGAUCCCUGUGCUCUUGCACAAUGGAAAGCCGGUUGCCGAGUCAAUUGUCAUUCUCGAGUACAUUGAGCAGACAUGGAAAGUAAAUCCCAUCCUGCCUGAAGAUCCUUACGAAAGAGCCAUGGCUCGUUUCUGGGCUAAGUUCAUCGAUGAGCAGUGCUUGCUUGCAGUACGGAAGGCAUGCGCAAGAAAAGGCAAGGAACAAGAGCAGGCCAAGGAAGAAGCUAUUGAUCUCCUGAAAACCCUAGAAGGCCAGCUUAAGGAUAAAAGGUUUUUCAGGGGAGACACGAUCGGUCUGGUGGACACUGUCGCGAUUGUCACUUGGUAUUGGGUUCAAGUAAUCCAGGAGGCAAUGGGACUGGAGUUGUUGACAGAAGAGAGGUUUCCAGUAUUGUUCAGAUGGGGUGAUGACUGUGCCAAUUGCAGUGGAAUCAAAGAAAGUUUGCCUCCCAGAGAUGAGCUACUCGCCCUCAUCAAAGAUCGAUACAUGCCAAGCGAUUAGAACAAUGAUUUAAGCUGUUUGUCGAUGUAAUUCUAAACAAAUUUGAAUAACUCUGCAGUCUCCAAUUGCAGAGCACCAUGUUCUUGUGAUGCAUAGCUAGUUCUUGUGUCCAUGUUUCUGUUAUUUGAUCUCAAAUUUACCUUGUUUUACCACACCAAAAGACAAAAAAGAAAGGGAAAAUAUAUAGAAACAUACCCUAAUCUAUGUUGAUCAGAUCUUCGAUAGCAUUUAUCGGCAAGCAUAGAGUAGGCCUUUUUUUAGGCCGUUUUCCCCUAAAUUUUAUCAUUUGAAUUUUGCUAGUCGUCGUCAAUUUUAGUUGGUUUUUUGUCGAAUUUUAUGGAGUAAAUACUCGUUCUGGUAAGAGGGAGAGAGAGAGAAAAAAAACUCACUCAAGGCGAAAAAGGUUUAGAAAGACCGUUUUUGUUCAUCUUUUUUGACUUUCUUCAACUUCGGUCUAAACAACGCAUUCCUCUCAUUGAGACAAAUAAUUAAUCUAAAAUUUUCAGCAAAACAUUAACAAAAAAUAACAUGACAUUGAACACACUAAAAUAACUUAGAAACAAACCAAAUUCUUUUCUCUUUCUUCCCUUUUUUCCAAAUAUUAGAGUACCAAGUUCGGGGCAUGUAUCAUCCGUUGAAGAAACAAACUACAGAAUUUAUAAAUAGAGAAACUCCAAUUAUUACUUACUACAGAAAAGGAAAAUGACUAGUAAGUGUAGAUUACUGGGGAUGAGUUUGAUGAAGCCGAGCCAGGAUCUUCUAUGCCGAAAACUCUUGUGUCUCUGUGUUGACAGCCGAAAACCCCCCAGC
Molecule: messenger RNA, 1559 nt
Organism: Rhododendron vialii
Lineage: Eukaryota; Viridiplantae; Streptophyta; Magnoliopsida; Ericales; Ericaceae
Product: probable glutathione S-transferase
Exons: 2
Coding region: 93-749 (218 amino acids)
Biological process (GO): glutathione metabolic process
Cellular component (GO): cytoplasm
Molecular function (GO): glutathione transferase activity
Source: RefSeq, a predicted model, not a curated record